Molecule: messenger RNA, 1454 nt
Organism: Phytophthora nicotianae INRA-310
Lineage: Eukaryota; Oomycota; Peronosporomycetes; Peronosporales; Peronosporaceae
Exons: 1
Coding region: 1-1338 (445 amino acids)
Source: RefSeq, a predicted model, not a curated record
AUGGUCUCCCCUCUCAAGUAUCUGGUGGCCUCAUCCCUGGUGGUAUCAUGUGUCAGUGCCCACGGCUGGCUGUCCAAGCCGGCCGCUACGUUUAGCAAUGAGGCUGGUGAUAAGUCGCAGUUCAUUGCGACUAUCGAGGCUUCAUCUUCAGGAUUUAAAGGCACCUUUAACACCGCGCCGGCGGACAACGUGGCAUCAUUCACCAAGGCUUUUGCGACCAGCACAUACAAGUCUCUUAAGGCGUUCAUCGAUGACAAGGCCAAGAUCACCGUGACUGGCGCGACACUGACAUGCGGCAAUGCCGAACCAGACGCUACGGCACAGCCACUACCUGAUAAGUUGGAGUGGUAUCACUCCGAAUCUGAAGGCUUUACGGCUUCGCACGAAGGUCCAUGUGAGGCCUGGUGCGACAGCGAGCGUGUGUUCCACGAUGAGAACUGCGCUGCCAACUUCAAGACUGCCCCAGCUGAAAUGCCGUACGAGAAGAGCAAGUGCUCGGGUGCCAGUACGCUUACCUUCUACUGGAUGGCCAUGCAUGGACCGACCUGGCAGGUGUAUGUCAACUGCGCCCCGCUCAGCGGCGGCUCGGGUGGUGGUGCUACAACCCAGUCGUCGGGUAGUUCGGCUACUACCACCGACUCGUCCUCUGCCCAAUCUCCAGCGGCGCAAACGCCAUCGUCUGGAGGGUCUCCGUCCUCCCCGUCGACUCCGACUACGGAUUCUUCAUCUGCUGAUACUCCGUCGGUCACUCCAGCUCCAGCAUCCGGUGGCUCGCCCUCGACGACACCUACAUCGGGUGGUUCUCCAUCGGUCACUCCAGCUCCCGCUUCGGGUGGGUCGCCGUCUACUUCAACAACAUCUGCUCCUUCAACGCCCACCACGGAUGAGUCGGACUGCGGUUCGUAUGAUGUUGCGGGCAGUGAUGAAGACUGUGGGUCUUACGACGUCGCUGGUGGAAGCGCUGACGAAGGCCAAGAUACGACGCAAACGAGCACCGGUGGUAACACUUACCAGCAGGGCUCAACGACCACUGGCGGUAACACGUACCAGCAGGGCUCGACGAACACCGGUGGUAACACAAACCAGGGGUCGAACACCGGCGGGAAUACCAAUCAGUGGUCGAAUACUGGUGGGAACACGAACCAAUGGUCGAAUACUGGUGGGAACACGAACCAAUGGUCGAACACUGGCGGGAACACGAACCAGUGGUCGAAUACGGGCACUGGGUCGCAGCAGAACCCGUACCAGGGAACAGGCGCAGGCUCGCAGAACAGCUUCGACUUCAACACUUUCCAGGGCACCACGAAUGCUGGCACAGUGGCGCCGCAGUACAUGUAGAUGUACUGGGUAUGAAAGACCGUCUUCUUUUGCGUAAGUGUAGUGUACAACAAUGGUCAGAGAACCAAACACCACGAUGCGGUAGAGUGAAAAUAUAUGUGUUGGUGUAAGCAUUA